GCGAAAUCCGUCGACCGACAGUCGGCACGUUUACACCUGAUCGGACGUACGUGCGUUCCUCUCGGUUGAUCGGUAUCGACUGACGCAACCGUCGCGCGCGCGAGUGAGUGUGUGUGUGUGUGUGUGUGUUCUCGUCUCUCGUCCGAAAUGUUCGAACGUCCGGAUUUGUUUACAUACCGCCCCGUCACCACGUCCCGGUGAGUUUCUUAAAUUUUUUCCCCGCGGCCAAGCGCAAGUUCGCAAGUGCGCGUGUCCGGUGCGUCCAGUGCGCGUUUUCGCCCGCAAACGAUCCCAGGUGCCGCGCGUCGUCGUUUUUCGACAGUGGUCAACGUUCGCCGCGGGUGUUGAUCAGCGUCGUUCGCACCAUCGCGGAACACGUACGUGCUAGGUGUUUGCACGUUUGUAAACGAGCACGCGCACGUGCUCGCACGCAACGCACACCGCACCUGAUCCGACCUGACCACCGACAUGCGGCGGUUUUUGUUGGCGGUCAUCGCGUUAUCCGCGCACCGGCUGCGGGACGGAUGCACCGCUUAUCCGUCAUCGUCGUCGUCCGCAGAUUGCGACGUCGCCGUACAGCGGUUCCGUUCGGUCGGCCUGUACGAUACACCGUCGUCGCGAAUCGACCAAGGAAACAAUUUGAAAGUAUGUCAGUCACAGCAGAGCUGUUGCAAUGCUGCCACCGAGGUUCAGUUGAUAGAUAUGGUGGACAAUGAAUACAAGAGACACCUGGCUGGGCAAGCGAGUUUUGUUUAUGACCUGCUCAAUUCUACCGCCCAUCACUUACAAGACCAUAUGACGCAUAUGAUCCGGAAAUCUAAAAGCAAAACGAUCCGGGUUCUAGCGGAUGUGUACGUGAGCAUCGAAGGACCAGCUACCAGUCUCUUAGACAUGUUUUACGGCCGUUUGUCCCGGUACGUGCACGAAGACCCGGAAACUACACCGGCGAGCAGUUUAGAAGACGCAGCGUCCAAGCUGUUUUCUGACUUAUUUCCAGUCGUGUAUCGAACGGUGGCCGUAGCAUUUGAUAAACUAGACAAUUCUUCACAGUUCGACGAAGAUUACGUUCAGUGCCUAGUUGGCAAAUCGUUUGAGAUUCGACCGUUCGGUGAUGUUCCGUAUAUGUUGGCCAAGGAUAUUUCGAGGACGUUUACCGCUACUAACGUACUAGUGCAUGCGCUGAGAUAUGGUGGCCAAUUAGUUGAUGCAGAACAUUCUCGGUCGUGGCUAGGCUACGGAAAUAGAGAUCAAUGUGUAGCUGCGUUGACUAGGAUGAAACAGUGCUCAUGGUGUGACGGAAAAGAUUCGAAACCAUGUCAUGGGUUGUGUGUGAAUGUAAUUCGUGGAUGUCUAGCUAGAGAGACGGCACACCUGGACGCACCGUGGACUGGCUAUUAUGAGGCUGUCGACCGUUUGGUGUCUGCCAUAAAUAAUGGACAGUCUUCAGUGUGUUUAGAGGAUCUGCUCAGGUCCUUACAUUCCAGGAUAUCCGAAGCUAUCAUGUAUGCAAUGAAUCACGCUUCCGAUAUACAAAACAAUGUGAAAUACUAUUGCGGACCGGCUAAAUGGAAUAAUCGAGCUCCUUUAGUGACGACCGAGACGCUAAAAACGCCGGAGAGUCAAGAAGUGUGGAAUAUCGAGGAAGAAGAUUUGAGUUCGGCAAAAUUGACAUCUAAACUGUUUAAGUUCUCCGACACGGAAACCGUGGUCAGAGUACGUGGACUUUUCUCAAAUAUGGCACACUCGAUGUGCUCCAAUUACACAACGACGAAUUGUUGGAAUGGCCGGACAGUGGGAGAAUAUACAGACAAUGUAGUCGGGCCAUUGUUGAGCGCACAAAUGUACAACCCGGAAUUCGAUUGGACGUCUUCCAUCAACACCCAAGACAAUAAAGUGGCGGAAGUCAUUGAUAAACUCAGACAUAUCAGACAAAUGGUUUUGAACCAAUUGACUCCUAGUUCACAGUCUGAUUUGUUUAUGGCUGACGAAGCCGAAGGGUCUGGUGAAGGCAGUGGUGACGGCGGUGUGUCUAAGCACGCCGGUUGGGACGACGACGAUAACGUGGACGAAUACUCUUCGGGUGAUGGAUCCGGUGAGAACCCGAUUACCACCCAGCUGCCUGGCGUUGCAGACCCUAAAGGUCACCCGACUGAUAUUUCGGCGCCAAAAUCCGGUUCAGAUAUAGUAAUAAACUCCAAAGAACCGACAGGCGUCGCAUCGUCUCUACACGUACCCCUAUUGAUAAUGGUGUGCUUGAUCCCAGUGACGAGGAUAUUUUAAUCGUACUUGUUUGAUUGCGUUAAGUUAUUAUUGUUGUUAAGUGAAACUUUGUUCUUGAAUUUAUUCAGCUUUUCUUAUACGGUACCAUUUCGAAAAAAUAUAACAUUUCUGGAGAUAAAUUAUUAUUAUAAUUUUUUUCAAAACGGGACUAUUAUAUUAUUGU
Molecule: messenger RNA, 2443 nt
Organism: Sipha flava (yellow sugarcane aphid)
Lineage: Eukaryota; Metazoa; Arthropoda; Insecta; Hemiptera; Aphididae
Gene: dally
Product: division abnormally delayed protein
Exons: 8
Coding region: 469-2280 (603 amino acids)
Biological process (GO): cell migration; positive regulation of canonical Wnt signaling pathway; regulation of protein localization to membrane
Cellular component (GO): cell surface; plasma membrane; extracellular region
Source: RefSeq, a predicted model, not a curated record